Molecule: messenger RNA, 1161 nt
Organism: Sphaerodactylus townsendi
Lineage: Eukaryota; Metazoa; Chordata; Lepidosauria; Squamata; Sphaerodactylidae
Product: nucleolar protein 6-like
Exons: 7
Coding region: 133-1155 (340 amino acids)
Biological process (GO): rRNA processing; tRNA export from nucleus
Cellular component (GO): UTP-C complex; CURI complex; small-subunit processome
Source: RefSeq, a predicted model, not a curated record
UGUCCAAUCGUAGAAAGAACAUAAAAAAACUAGUGAGUUCGUUUAUCCAAUCAGGAGUCGACCGGAAAUGAAAGAAGGAUCUCUUGGAGUCAACGUGGUUAGUACUAGAUUCCAUUCACGUGGAUACAGAAGAUGUCUGAAGAUGCGGAGAGAGAUGCAGACAGUGGAGAUCAGGAGGCCACAGAGGCCAACAAGAAAAGUAGGCCCUGGGCGAGGAAAAGGGGCUUGGCUGUUGAAGGCCUCUUGCAGCCGGUGAAGAUCAGCAAGGCGACCCUUUACAAGCCCCCCACCAGUGAAGAACUGAGCCGGCUGAAGGAGACGGAGAACCUCUUCCAUUCCAAUCUCUUGCGCUUGCAGGUCGAGGAGCUUCUGAAAGAGGUGACGCUGAAGGAGAGCAGGAAGCAGAAAAUUGACAGCUUCUUGCACCAAAUUAAUGCACUGCUGGCCGGCAUCCCAGAGACUCCUGAAGCUGAGAUUAUGGACCAGUCCUGGCUCCCGAAGGAUGUAAAGGUGCCCUUGGUCCAGGUCCCCUUCUGUGUGAAGGGCCGUUUCCGCUUCCUGCCUCCUGUGUCGGUGAAAGUCAUGGGGAGUUAUCUUCUGGGUACUUGCAUCAAACCUGCAGUCAACGUAGAUGUAGCCCUCACCAUGCCCAGGGAGAUCUUCCAAGACAAGGACAAUCCUCAACUUCAGCUACCACCGGAAGCUUGUGCCCUCAUUUUGGCCCACACGCCACCAAUUGGUUACAAGGAACAGGGCCUGGGGAGUGUGAUGUUUGCCUAUGCCAAUGGGAACCAUCUGAAGCCUGUGGUACUGCUGCAUCCCCACGGGAAAGACGCCAAGACGGCGACCAUCCGUCUCUACGCCUGCCCUCCCCAAGGCCUUUUCAAGCCCAGCCGUCUGCAUCCUGACAAGAACAAUGUCCGCACCACCUGGUUCACAGGGAAAGGCUCACCUGUGGCAGGGCAAUGUGGCACUCAGCAAGACCUUUCUAGAUGCCUUCCCUUGAGACUGAUCCAGAAACUGAAACUGGUCCAGAAUGCGGUGGCACGACUUCUGGUGGGCGGCUCGAGCCCAUAUCACCCUGGUGUUGCGUUGCCUACACUGGCUUCCAGUGGAAUUUCAGAUUGUUUUCAAGGUGUUGGUGUUAACCUUUAAGGCCCU